Anneissia japonica is the source of this 500-nucleotide messenger RNA. RefSeq lists its product as uncharacterized. The record is from RefSeq and is a predicted model, not a curated record. Bases 174 to 500 code for a protein of 108 amino acids. The transcript has 3 exons. Lineage: Eukaryota; Metazoa; Echinodermata; Crinoidea; Comatulida; Comatulidae.
AUUAUGAUUUACGACACAGACGGGUAUAAAACGUCGUUAAAUCCAGUACUUCACUCAAUCGACCGUAGACACAGCACGAUCAGACCUAUAGAUUUUACAAGGAACUGUCGCGAUCCGUCAUCAAUAGUUUAAGUGAACAAGUUCUAGUUUAAAUUUAUAGGCCUAACGUUAACAUGGCAAAGUCUUCAAUACUUGCAUGUUUUAUUUUCGUCAGCUAUUUUACUAUCAUUAGCUCCGCUAGUCUCAGAUUUAGAAGAAGCACAGAUGACACACAGUUACCGGAUGCCAUGUUACAGCUUCUUCAGAGGUAUGACAUCGAUGAUAAUAUUGAACCAGUCGGGGGUCUAACAGACGGCGAAAACCAAGACCCUAUAAUUACAGACAACCGUUUUCUCUACGAUUUGCCUUUAAACUUGUGGCCGUACGGUAAAUUAGAAGAUAGACUUCCGAUUUCAAGGACGAGAAAACAUACAACACCAGUAUUCAAUGAACACAUGUAA